UGGUGCUUUUUGGUGUGUCAAAAAUUUUGAGGGAGGAAGUGGUUCAAUAGAAAAUAGGAAGAGUCGUAGACAGGCUUGGACGUAGAAGCAGGUGUGCUGAUAUAAAAGAAUCCAAACUGUCAAGGAAUUCACUCUGCUGUCGGCACAGUUGACAUUUCGAAGAUGUCAAGCACUGUGUUGUGCCGGAUUUUGCACUGUGUAAAGAAUGAAGUUGUUUGCUUGCGAGGCCAGCACAGACUGUACUCCAUGUGUCUCGGCCCAAACAGCAGCAGCAGUAGCAGUGUGAAACGGAAGAGAACGAAGCUGCUGAGCUCUUCCUCGCUGACCGGUCUCAGCUGGACCAAUAACAGCGUCUUCAGCAUGCAGAACAUAUUCAGACACUCGUCACUUCAGUUCCAGCUCGCGCCAGUGGAGAUCAACAGGAUUCUCCGAGCCAAUGAGCAGUCGGUCAAGAUCCCGGAAUUUGACGGCAAGAACCUCAACCCGGUGCUCAAGUUCGAGAGCAACCAGCUUCCGGCCAAUUCCCCAAACGAAGACCGCAGGAGUGCAGCCACCUGCCUGCAGACCAAAGGAAUGAUGUUUGGGGUGUUUGAUGGGCAUGCAGGGUAUGCCUGCGCCCAAGCAGUGAGCGAGCGGCUCUUUUAUUACAUCGCUGUGGCCCUCAUGUCUCAGAAGAAUCUGGAGGAGAUCGAAUUCGCCAUGGAGCACAUGAAACCAGUGCUGCCUAUCCUGCAGUGGUACAAGCCCCCCAACCAUUACAUCUACAGGGAGUCUGCUUCUCUCUACCUGGACCACCUUCGGGUUUUCUGGCAGGAGCUGAUAGACCAUGACAAUGCAGAGGGCAUGAGCACGGGUGAUUCCCUGGCUUAUGCCUUCAAGAGACUGGACUCUGAUAUCUCCCUGGAAGCCCAGGUUCCCCUGGACAACGACAUCAUGAGGAACAUGGCCAUUCAGGUGGCGUUUGCUGGCUCCACAGCCUGCGUGACCCAUGUGGACAAUAUUGACUUACAUGUGGCCAACUCGGGGGACUGUCGGGCAAUCCUGGGGGUGCAGGAAGAGGACGGGAGUUGGUCUUCUUUGCCUCUCACACAUGAUCACAAUGCACUCAACCCAUCAGAGCUGGCACGAGUCAGAUCUGAACACCCUAAAUCGGAGGAAAACACAGUUGUAACCGGGGACAGAUUACUGGGUCUCCUGAUGCCUCUUCGGGCUUUCGGGGAUGUAUGCUUCAAAUGGAGCAAGGAGCUUCAGCAGAGCAUCUUAGAAAAUGGUUUUGAUUUGGAAACCCUUGACAUCUACCACUACGCCCCGCCUAACUACCUCACUCCGCCCUACUUGAAUGUGGACCCAGAGCUUACCUACCACAAGCUGAGGCCCCAGGAUAAGUUCCUUAUCCUGGCUACUGAUGGUCUUUGGGACAUGCUGAGCAAUGAUGAAGCAGUAAGACUGGUGGCUGAGCAUUUAACUGGCAUCCACUUAGAGGAGCCUGUGGCUGCCAGUGAGAGGCAGGUGAAGCUUGGGCAGAUGCACAGCCUGCUGCUGAAGCGGAGGGCCAGAGCAGUGCCCUCACGCGAUCCUAACGUGGCCACACACCUGAUCCGCCACUCCAUCGGUACCAACGAGUACGGGGAGAUUGAGCAAGUGCAGCUGGCCGCCAUGAUGAGCCUCCCUGAGGACCUGACCAGGAUGUACCGGGAUGACAUCACUGUCACUGUGGUCUAUUUCAACUCAGACCUAAUCAAAGCACACUAUAAGGAGAACAAUUUACGUUUCCUGUAGCACACUGCAAAGAUGUGUUCCUGAGUUGACUGUGGACUGCCAUAUAAUACAUAUUAACUGUCCCUUGAGAAGCAGCAUUGUGUGUAUUCAGGGAUGUCCCUUAUUAACAGGGAUUUGAAAAAAUGAAGACAAGUCAGGAUGGGGAAAAUUUAUCCAUUCAAAGAUUAUGACAUUUAAUGUUAACACCCCCUGAAUCGGGGGGGAGGGGGGGGAGCACCCCCCUACAGAGCCACAAAUAUGCAGAUGUAAGUUACAGGCAUAACAUUACAUCUUAUCCUGUGUACCGAUGCCAUCCUGUGCAUAGAACACCACACCAAAUUCCAAUGUUCAAAAAUCAAAACAACAACAAACAAACACAUACCUGGUACCUUUUGUAAAAUGGAUCAUCCUAUUAAGGUCAUUUUCUCUUUAAAUUUUGUUGAACGUGACAGUAGAUUCUCCGGCUUUUGAUUUUAGUAAAUAGUCUCACUGAGACACAGCCCCUGUAGGCCUACACCCAUUAUUGUUCAUGCUUUGAUGUUUAUUUUUAUUUUGGGUAAUGUUUUGUUGAUUUUCAGUCACAUUGUUUCCCAGUGAAUAUUUUGGGGUUGUCAGUGAUUUUAUCAUAGUCGCUGUCAUCUUGCUAAAGGCAGUGUUAUCUGUAAAGAUACAGUGGCCAGCCCCUUUGUUCCUUUUCACGUGCAUAGUCCAGUUCUGGUCUGUACAGUUUCCUCACUACCUUCUGCGUGCAUUCUUUUAUGUUUUUGUGAGUCUAGAUUAAGACCUUUUAAAGUGCCACCGUCCUCAGCAGCUGUCUCUUUCCUUGCCCUUUUAAAAGUUGCUUCAGAUCUACAGUACCCGUCAUUUUCUUUGGAGACAUUUGCCAUUCUUUAAGCUUAACUACUUACACCUGUGCUUGAUUAGACAAACCUGAAAGAGAAAAAGCUCUGUUGUUGCAACUUAGGUGCACAGUAAAAAGUCUCAUUUUGAUCCCUGUUAAAAAUAUAUUGACUCUCCGGUCAUUGAUUCUUGAUGGUAGUAAUAAUACAGAUGCUAGUAAUAAUCUUUUUAGAGGCCCAAAAAACUCUGAUUGUGCCAAUCUUGCACUGAUUUAACUGUUCGUAACGUGCAGCUCCUUCGCAGAAGACACUUUAUCUGUUGAAAGUUUCUUUGUAUAGGGGGCUUCCGAGUGGCGCAUCCAGUAAAGGUGCGCCACGUGGAGUGCAGGAAGUGCCCUAUAGUCUGGACGUCGCGAGUUAGAGUCCAGGCUAUUACUUUGCCGACCGAGGACGGGAGCUUCCAGGGGGCAGCUCUCAAUUGUCCGAGCGCCGCUCGGAAGGUUAGGUCGGCCAGGGUGUCGGCUCACCGCGCUUCAGCGACCCCUGUAGUCUGGCCGGGCGCCUGCGGGCUUGCCUGUAAGCUGCCCGAGAGCUGCAUUGUCCUCCAACGCUGUAGCUCUUGGGUGGCUGCAUGGUGAGUCCGCAGUGUGAAAAAAAGCGGUCGGCUGACGACACACGCUUCGGAGGACAGCAUGUGUUCGUCUUCGCCCUUCCGAGUCAGCGCAGGAGUGGUAGCGGUGAGCUGAGCCUAAAAAAUAAUUGGCCAUUCCAAAUUGGGAGAAAAUAAUAAAAAAAUAAUUGGCAAUGACUAAAUUAAAAAAAAAAAGUUUCUUUGUAUUAUAGCGUAAGAAGUUUCCAGUUCUUUAUGUUGUCUCCACCAUUUCAGCCAUUUUGUCUGAUUCUGUAAAAGUAUUAUAAUAAAUAUAUAGUAUUCACAAUGUUAUGUGAAUUGUGUAUAUAUACUGUGUUUUAUAAAUGGCUUAAACUAAUGCUCACAUGUUUGUUUUGUAUUCUCUUCAAAUAUCGUGUUGUUACUGCAUCUUGUAAAGCGUUUUGUGCUGGUGGUCCACUGUAAAAGGCGCUAUAUAAAAUAAAGAUUGAUUGAUUGAU
Acipenser ruthenus (sterlet) is the source of this 3707-nucleotide messenger RNA. RefSeq names its product pyruvate dehydrogenase [acetyl-transferring]-phosphatase 2, mitochondrial-like. The coding region runs from base 163 to 1779 and encodes 538 amino acids. The transcript has 2 exons. Gene Ontology annotation, molecular function: protein serine/threonine phosphatase activity; cation binding. Gene Ontology annotation, biological process: protein dephosphorylation. Lineage: Eukaryota; Metazoa; Chordata; Actinopteri; Acipenseriformes; Acipenseridae. The record is from RefSeq and is a predicted model, not a curated record.